UGUGAGGUAUAUAUUUUGCAUUUUUAGAGGAAUUUCGGUGUUGUUUUACAUGAAAAUACUCACAAACUAAAGUGAUAAGUGUCCCGAGUGCCAAUAUGAUGAAGUUUCUGGGAAAUACGCUCUGUUCAUUCAAACGAAAGCAGCCGACUGGAUAGGAAAUAAAACACGACAUGGCUCAGGAAAAGAUCACCCUGGCCGAUGCGCUUUCUAACGUAGAAGUGCUGGACGAGCUGCCUUUACCCGAUGAACAGCCGUGUAUUGAAGCGCAACCCUGUUCGGUGGUGUAUCAGGCUAAUUUUGAUACAAAUUUUGAGGAUCGGAAUGGGUUCGUCACGGGAAUUGCGAAGUAUAUCGAGGAAGCGACUACACAUGCUAAUUUGAAUCAAUUAUUGGACGAGGGUCAGAAGCACGCAGUUAUGUUGUACACUUGGCGUUGUUGUUCCCGGGCAAUCCCUCAGCCAAAAUCUAACGAGCAACCUAAUCGAGUGGAAAUUUACGAGAAAACGGUUGAAGUGCUAGCACCGGAGGUGAAUAAAUUGCUAAAUUUUAUGUACUUUCAACGCAAAGCUAUUGAAGCUUUCUCCGGCGAGGUGAAGCGUUUAUGUCACGCCGAAAAGCGGAAAGAUUUUGUGUCGGAGGCUUAUCUGUUGACGUUGGGUAAAUUCAUUAACAUGUUUGCGGUGUUGGACGAGUUAAAGAACAUGAAAUCGAGUGUGAAGAACGACUACAGUACCUAUAGACGAGCGGCCCAGUUUCUGAAAGUGAUGAGUGAUUCACAUACACUACAGGAGUCGCAGAAUUUAUCGAUGUUCUUGGCUACGCAGAAUAAAAUACGUGACACGGUUAAGGAUACGCUGGAGAAGAUUGCGGGUUAUGAGGAUUUGCUCUCGGACGUGGUCAAUAUUUGCGUUCACAUGUACGAAUCGAAAAUGUACAUGACUCCGGAGGAGAAGCACAUGCUGGUCAAGGUUAUGGGCUUCGGACUGUUUCUGAUGGAUUCGGAAAUAUGCAACAUCAAUAAACUUGAUCAGAAGAAGAAGCUACGCCUGGAUAGGAUCGAUAGGAUUUUUAAAAAUUUGGAAGUGGUGCCACUGUUCGGAGACAUGCAGAUUGCACCGUUUAAUUACAUCAAGAGAAGCAAACAUUUUGAUCCGAGCAAGUGGCCGUUGUCCAGUUCGCAGGCUAUCAGUCCGCAGGCUGAUUUGAUGGUGCAUUUACCCACGAUUCGGGAGGAUCAUGUGAAAUACAUUUCGGAGCUUUCGCGGUACAGCAAUGAGGUUACGACCACUUAUAAGGACAAUGCCACCGACGCGGAGAACAAAGCUACAGCCGAUUUGGCUUUACGAGGCCUACAGCUACUGGCCGAGUGGACAUCGGUAGUAACGGAGCUGUACUCGUGGAAGCUUCUGCAUCCGACAGAUCACCAUCAAAACAAAGAUUGUCCAGUUGAAGCAGAAGAAUAUGAGCGAGCCACACGUUAUAAUUAUUCGGACGAUGAGAAGUUUGCGCUGAUUGAGGUGAUUGCCAUGAUUAAAGGUCUCCAGGUGCUAAUGGCUCGAAUCGAAACAGUUCUUUGCGAGGCGAUUCGUCGCAGUAUUUACGCCGAACUGCAGGAUUUUGUGCAGUUGAUAUUGCGUGAGCCGCUACGAAAGGCAGUGAAAAAUAAGAAGGAUCUUAUCCGGUCGAUCAUAAUGUCGGUCCGGGAGACCUCAGCUGACUGGCAGAAGGGAACGGAACCGGCGCACGAUCCCGUGAUUAAAGGAAAGAAGGAUCCUGAUGGUGGAUUUCAGAUCAAUGUUCCACGGCUGAAUGUGGGCCCAUCAUCCACACAGUUGUACAUGGUGAGGACGAUGCUGGAGUCGUUGAUAGCGGAUAAAUCAGGCGGGAAGCGAACCCUCCGGAAGGAUAUCGACGGUUCUUGUCUGUUGCAAAUUGACGCAUUUCAUAAGCUGUCAUUUUAUUGGACGUAUUUGCUGAGCUUCAGUGAGACAUUGCAAAAGUGCUGCGAUUUGUCGCAGCUUUGGUAUCGAGAGUUUUAUCUGGAAAUGACUAUGGGUCGUAAAGUUAAUAAAUGUCUCGUUCGCCAUCAACACAACGAGGAAUGCAACGACCUCAUCACAAUGGAGAAACGUAUUCAAUUUCCAAUCGAAAUGUCCAUGCCGUGGAUUUUAACGGAUCACAUUCUUCGUACUAAGGAACCUUCGAUGAUGGAAUACGUGCUGUAUCCACUGGAUUUGUACAAUGAUUCCGCUUUGUAUGCAUUAACCAUAUUCCGAAAGCAGUUUUUGUACGAUGAAGUAGAGGCGGAAGUUAAUCUAUGCUUUGACCAGUUCGUGUAUAAGCUGAGCGAGCAAGUUUUUGCUCACUACAAACAGUUGGCCGGCAGCAUCUAUCUGGACAAACGUUUUCGCGUUGAGUGUGAAGUUCUUGGCUUCAACUUUCAGUCUCAUCCAAAGAACAAUCGCUAUGAAACAUUGCUGAAACAACGACACGUGCAAUUGCUGGGCCGAUCUAUCGAUCUAAACAAACUGAUUACUCAGAGAAUUAAUGCGGAUAUGCAGAAAAGUUUGGAGCUGGCGAUUUGUCGCUUUGAAGCCAGUGAUAUCACCGGGGUCGUUGAGUUGGAAGCUCUGCUGGCAGUUAACAAACUCUGUCACAAAUUGUUGUCCCGAUUCCUUGCGCUGGAUGAUUUCGAUGCAAUGCUGAAGGAGGCAAACCACAACGUACUUGCCCCGUACGGACGAGUUACAUUGCACGUGUUUGUCGAAUUAAAUUACGAUUUUCUAUCGAACUACUGUUACAACGCCGCCACAAAUCGGUUCGUGCGCAAUAAGUUACAAAUUCCAUUUUCGGGAGCCAUCACUCGCGAGAAAGCUCCCGUCAUGUCGCACUACUACCUGUGGGGUUCAAAGCCCCUGAAUGCUGCUUUCUCCACCCAGUACGGCCAGUACACGGGAUUCGUAGGUUCAUCCCAUUUCCACGCAAUUUGUCGCCUUCUCGGGUACCAAGGAAUCGCUGUCGUUAUGGAUAUUAUUCUAAAAGACAUCGUAAAACCAUUGAUCCAAGGUAAUCUACUUCAGUUCACGAAAACACUGAUGUCCGCUAUGCCAAAAUCAUGUAAACUGCCCCGCUGCGAUUAUGGUUCACCGGGAGUGCUAAGCUACUAUCAGGCGCAUCUUGUGGACAUUGUACAGUAUCCGGAUGCGAAAACCGAACUGUUUCAACUGUUUCGUGAAAUGGGAAACUCACUUCUGUUCUGUCUGUUGAUUGAGCAGGCCUUGUCCCAGGAGGAGGUGUGUGAUCUGUUGCACGCAGCACCCUUUCAGAAUAUACUGCCCCGUCCGUACUGUAAGGAGGGCGAGAAGCCGGAAACGAAACAGAAGCGGCUGGAAACGAAGUAUGCUUCGCUGCAGAUUGUGCCGAACAUUGAGAAGCUGGGAACCGCUAAGCAAACAAUGAUAGCUAGAGAGGGAGAUCUUCUGACCCGCGAACGACUCUGCUGUGGCCUCAGCAUAUUCGAAGUUAUCCUCGGUCGGGUAAAGUCCUUCCUCGACGAUCCAGUUUGGGCUGGCCCACCACCAGUGAACGGCGUAAUGCACAUUGACGAGUGUUCCGAGUUCCAUCGACUUUGGUCGGCGCUACAGUUCGUGUACUGUAUACCGGUGGCUGGAACGGAGUACACCGUAGAAGAACUUUUCGGCGAAGGUCUCCACUGGGCUGGAUGUGCAAUUAUUGUUCUGUUGAAUCAACAGAGAAAGUUCGAGGCUCUGGAUUUCUGCUAUCACAUUCUACGAGUGCAGCGUGUCGAUGGAAAGGAUGAUACCGUUAAGGGAAUCAAUCUAAAACGCAUGGUCGACCGCAUCCGUCGCUUCCAGGUGCUGAACUCACAGAUCUUCGCAGUGUUGAACAAGUAUCUGAAGAGCAACGACGUCGAAGGUUCCAAUGUGGAACAUGUACGUUGUUUCCCUCCUCCACCACACCCCACGGUAGUUCCGUCACACUACCACGACCCGAACAAAUUACGAUCGCAGUAAAUUUUGCCUUCUAUUUGUUGUAAUAUUUAGUAGCGGGCCUCACAUCAAACGUAUAAUAUUGAUAUGUUGUAUUUAUCAUAUAUUUUUGCUUUGCAUUUGGCUCAACGAGUCUUAAGGAUUUAUGUUAGGAUGUAUUUUUAAAGAUAUUUAUUCUGUUCCAAUGAUUACGAUUUAUAUGUUCGUCAAAGCGUAUGUAUUACGAGAAAAGUCUGUUUUAGUUUCGAUUUACAUUGUUUCGCUUUUGCGAAGCAGUAUAUAAAAAUUAUUUGAAAAUAUAGGCAAACUAGAGUUAUUAAAAGAUUGCAUUAUAUGAGCUUUCUAAAAGCAUAUUAGCAUAUUAAUCUGCGCAGAUACAUCGCAACCGAUUCGUUAGCGGAGUCAUCAUCAAAGCGGUUAUAUCAAAUGAACUACCCAAAAAUAAAUAAAAAGAGAAUAUAAUGCAUUUUCUACUGUGUAAUAUCUUGUCUGUAUUGAAAAUUACUUCAUCGGCCAUCGAUUCUUUCCUUAGUCAUCCCUAGAUAUGUUCCAACUAAUUAUCUACUGGCUAUUAUAUUCGCAACUCAGUCACAUAUAGACAGGAACUUUCCUAGAACAAGAAUCGAACAUGCGAUUAGGGGCAGUUUACACUUAUGUCAUAUUCUUGUCAGAAUUACAGAAAAAUGAACACCUAAGAUCAUCCUAUAUCAUUUAUCAAUUUCGGAAAAGUUAAUGAAAGUGGCUGCUAGAACAGUUGAAGCUAUUAUUUUAUACAAAGCAUUAUUUAUUAUUCGAUUGGUCUGUUUGUGUACAAUGCUCCUGCGUUAUCAAAGCGACUGGCAUGCUUCCACUCUAUGGAUUACAUAAUAACGGAUGGUUCUAAUUCCUGUACUAGUGCUGCAUCCGUAUAAGAAACGAUGACAUUGAAAAUCAUACACAAUUUAUACACCAUAUAUUUCAUAAAAUAAACCUAAACAGUGAUUAAAAUUAAAA
Molecule: messenger RNA, 5003 nt
Organism: Topomyia yanbarensis
Lineage: Eukaryota; Metazoa; Arthropoda; Insecta; Diptera; Culicidae
Gene: Sra-1
Product: cytoplasmic FMR1-interacting protein
Exons: 8
Coding region: 171-4034 (1287 amino acids)
Biological process (GO): regulation of actin filament polymerization; axon guidance; regulation of translation
Cellular component (GO): neuron projection; synapse; SCAR complex
Molecular function (GO): RNA 7-methylguanosine cap binding; small GTPase binding
Source: RefSeq, a predicted model, not a curated record